This is a messenger RNA of Xiphophorus hellerii (green swordtail), 3592 nucleotides long. RefSeq names its product secretory phospholipase A2 receptor-like. Lineage: Eukaryota; Metazoa; Chordata; Actinopteri; Cyprinodontiformes; Poeciliidae. The coding region runs from base 192 to 1523 and encodes 443 amino acids. The transcript is spliced from 14 exons. The record is from RefSeq and is a predicted model, not a curated record.
GUCCGCUGAUUGAUAGAACGCUGUCUGGAGGCGGAGUGAUCCGUUGGUCAGUACAGCGGUCCACUGUUUGUCAGAACGCUGUCUGGAGGCGGAGUGAUCCGUUGGUCAGUACAGCGGUCCUGACGGGGAAUCCGUACCGGAGUCCUCGGCCAUCAGGGACCACUGAAGAAGCUGAUUUCUGUUUUCAAAGGAUGGAGAACAUCAGGGACAAUGAGGUGUAUUCUACAGGCACUGUCAACAAUGACAAAUAUUCUCCUGAAAGUGAAGCAGAAGAGGAACCAACAGCACUCACUCGGUCUCGUUUGUAUUUGGCGGGUUUGGGGAUUUUUGGUGCCCUGGUAGCUGGAACAGUCAUCUACAUGAGUGUAAAGAUGGCCGUCCAAAGGGAAAAUAUCAAUGACCUUACAACAGAAAGAAAUAUACUGAUUAAGGAAAGAAAGCUGGUGGAGAACCAAGAGCUGAGACAAGACAAUGACAACGGGUGUUACACGUGCCUGGAUGACUGGAUUCUCUUCAGACAAAAAUGCUACAUGUUUUACGACAAACCAGCUCCUUGGAAGACCUGGGAACAAAGUCGAAGGUUCUGUCAGAAGAAUAGUUCAGAUUUGGUUGUAAUUGGUGAUCUGGAGGAGCAGGAAUUUGUCAGUAAACACAUCAAGUACUACCAUAGUGAACACCAUGGAUACUGGAUAGGACUACAACAUGUUAACAACACCUGGACCUGGGUUGAUGGACAAAGAGACACUCUUGGGAUGGAGGACAGAGUGAACCAUGACUCUUAUUCUACAGUCCCUGUCACCAAAGACAAACUUUCUCCUGAAAGAGACGAGAGUCAGCUGAUUUCUGUCUGGUCAUUUAUUCAUGAAGAUCAGAGUUCAGGUGAAGCAGAAGAGGAACCAACAGCAUUCACUAAGUCUCGUCUGUAUUUGGUGGGUUUGGGGAUUUUUGUUGGCCUGGUAACUACAACACUCAUCUACAUGAGUGUAAGGAUGGCCACGGUGCUGGAAAAUAUCAAGGACCUUAAAAUAAAAAAAAGUCAGCUGCUUCUGGAAACUACGAUAAUGGAGAGACAGAUUAACGCACUCACCCUAGAGAUCGACAAAGAGUGUGGGCCGUGCCCGGAUGACUGGAUUCUCUUCAGACAAAAAUGCUACAUGUUUUACGACGAACCAGCUCCUUGGAAGACCUGGGAACAAAGUCGAAGGUUCUGUCAGGACAGACGAGCAGAUUUGCUUGCAAUUGGUGAUCUGGUGGAGCAGAAAUUUAUCAACAAACACAUCAAAUAUUACCAUAGUGAACACCAUGGAUACUGGAUAGGACUACAAUAUGUUAACAACACCUGGACCUGGGUUGAUGGACAAAGAGACACUCUUGGGUUCUGGGCGAAGAACACGGUCACCAGUCCGGGACCAAAAGCUCUGGUGAUUCCAAGUCAAAAUCCCUCAGAGAGCUGGAAGAAAGAAAACAAUGAGUUUCUGAACAAAUUCAUCUGUGAGCAUAAAGCUCGACUGAGGUCCAACUGACCGACUGUCCUCUGAAAGUUUCAUGCAGGAAUGCUCAACUCUGUCGUGAAUUUCUAUAUACAAGUCAUCAUCACCUUAAUAAUCUGCUGGUUCUGGAUGAAUCAGACGGUCACCAGUCCAGGACUGAAAGCUCUGGUGAUUCCAAGACAAAAUCCCUCAGAGAGCUGGAAAAAAGAAAAUAAUGUGUUUCUGAACAAAUUCAUCUGAGCGUGACUCCCGCCUGGCUCAUUCUGUCUAACUGCUCUCUUAAAGAUUCAUGCAGGAAUAUCAGCUGUGUCAUUAACUUCUGUAUACAAGGCAUUACAUCAUCACUCUAAUUAUCUGACAGUCAAUUUAUAUUAUUCUAAGUGGAGAGAGAAAACAAGACUUAUGAAAAUCCUUUAUUUAAACAUUUUUAUGCAGAAUGUCAACAUUAAAAUGAAAACCGAGGCUUAAUGUGAAACAGAAUUACAGAGUAACAACUUCCAGCGUCAGAGUAACAACGUCUUCCCAAAGGGCAGAGAAGUGGCAUAGCUAAAUGUUAAAUACAUUUAAAUUCAACUAAAAUGAAACAUAAACCUGAGCCGCUAAACAGUUUGGACAUUUAAACCAGCUAAAAUGACCAGAAACACAUGAAAUUAGAUGCAAAAUACAUACACAUAAGUUAAAACUGGAAACGUGCAAUAAGUUUAAUAAAGCUUCACAGUUUAAAAAACAAACUAAUCACUAAUCCAAUUCAGUUUAUUUACACAGUGUCAAUUCAGACCAAAUGUCACCUCAAGGCACUUUACAAAAAAUAAUUUCAGUUCAGUCGUACAAAACAUUCCAGUUGAUUCAAGUUCUCAAUGCAGAAGCUCACUUAAUUAUUCAAAGUGUUUAAAAGGUUCCUAAGGAAACCCAGUGGAUUGCAUCGACUUUUAGCAUUCAGAGACGACCAGCAACCGUUCAUACCGAGCAUGCACAUGGUGCACAUGGUGCACAUGGUGACAGUGGAGAGGAAAAGCUCCCUUUAACAGGAAGAAACCUCCAUCAGAACCAGAACCAGGCUCAGUACAGUCUGAAGGUCUGAGGUGACAGAGCAGGAUGCAAAAGAAACAGAUGAACUGAUUAUUUUUGGUGUUCAUGGAAAUAAAAUGUUAGACUUUAUUAAAAAAAAAAAGCAAAACAGUUUUCAAACUACAGGUAGACAAGUUAGGUACAUAAAGACAUGAAUUAGUAGUAUAUUAGAUUUAUUGAAGAUGAAGUUUAUGGAAUAUUUUAUUCACAGCACAGGUUAAACGGGCUGUAAACUGCAUUUCACAUGCAGCUUAGACUAACAGGAUUAAUCAAACUGGAAACUUAUUACGUUUUGUUUUGGUGUCUCACAAAGAUCCAAGUCAGGAACUCCACAUUACAUGUGACCUGUAGGAUCUUCUCAUUAGUGGCUGUCACUCCAGAAUGAAUGAGUGAGUGAAUGAAUGAAUGAGUCAUGCCUUUACACUGAGGUUUAAAAUGGCCUAAUUUAACAGCGUGUGUAACUGUUUUCUGCUAAGCUCAUGCUGCUAAUAGCUGUUUUUGUAUGAUCAUGGUUCAUCAAGUUGAUGGAGAAAACUGUUGGAGGCUGAAUGUGUAAAGAUGAAGAAAAGUAAGUUUGUAAAUCUGCAACCUAAAUAUAUAAAUAUAGUAACUUUAAGAGUUCAGAUUACAGAAAAGCGUGGUUGGUUUUCCGUUUGGGACAAAUCAGAAAUAACUUUAUAAAGUGUCAACUAAUAGUUUUCCUUUGAUUUUUAUUUUCUUUUUGUUUUAGACCACAUUCAGCUCGACUAAAGAACAUUUUGGACCUUUAAACUUCUUUCUUUCAUCUUUACAUUGAUAUCAGCCUCCUCUAACAGUACAGAUGUGGAAAACCUUUGUUCUGCAUACCUGCUGAUGCCAUUGAGACGAUAUUCACCCAGUUGUGUUAAGACAUUCAGGGCUCUUAUAAAUGGUUGAACUGUAACACAGACCAUAAAUAUAAACCUGUAGCAUUCAUGUACUGAGAAUGAUAAUGCUAUUAAAUCUUAUUUAAUGCAUUCAAAGAAAAAUUAAAAUAAAAUAUAUAGUACAUUUGG